This is a messenger RNA of Gambusia affinis (western mosquitofish), 1458 nucleotides long. RefSeq names its product lecithin retinol acyltransferase-like. Bases 51 to 866 code for a protein of 271 amino acids. Gene Ontology annotation, biological process: retinol metabolic process. Gene Ontology annotation, molecular function: phosphatidylcholine-retinol O-acyltransferase activity. Lineage: Eukaryota; Metazoa; Chordata; Actinopteri; Cyprinodontiformes; Poeciliidae. The record is from RefSeq and is a predicted model, not a curated record. The transcript has 2 exons.
GGGUUUAGUGGUCUCUGGUAUCCCAUCUCCUCCCUCUCCCUGUGACACACAUGGGGCGCGCUCCGCUCCCGCACGCCCCCGCAGUAAAAGCGGGCUUCCCGCGGGGAGCCGCUCAGACUCGGAGCCGGACGGACCCGCAUCCUGCCGCCGCCAUGCUGGACAUCCUCACCUUCCUCCUGGAGCGCCUCUUCCUCCUCGCCCACAUCAAGCUGUCCAGCCUGCUGCCCCCGCAGCUGGCCCGCAGCUGUGACCGGGAGGACCCGCUCCCGCAGCCCCCCGCAGCAGCAGCGGCAGCCCCGCACAGGUUCCAGCGCGGGGACCUGCUGGAGGUCCCCCGGACCCUCUUCACGCACUUCGGGAUCUACCUGGGCGACAACCGGGUGGCGCACCUGAUCCCGGACAUCCUGCCGGUGCUGAGCUCCGACAGCCGGCAGAUCCAGCAGAUGGUGACCAACAGCCGGCUGCUGCUCGGCGUGCUGUCCAAGCGCGCCAGCAUCCGCGUGGACUCGGUGGAGGACUUCGCGUACGGAGCCGGGAUCCUGCUGAACGCCAUGGACCGGGCGGUGCCGCACAGCCCGCUGCCCGGGGAGGAGGUGGCCCGGCGGGCCGAGCGGCUGGUCGGCGGGGUGUCCUACAGCCUGCUGUGGAACAACUGCGAGCAUUUCGUCACCUACUGCCGCUACGGGGCCGCGCAGAGCCUGCAGACCGACCAGUUCUGUGAGUGGCUGAAGUCUCUGAUCCGGGACCAGCGCAGCGUGGUUCUGACCGGCCUGCUGGGCCUCCUGUCCGUGGCGUGUUUGGGCGUAUCCCCCGGCACCGCCCUGCCCUCCGCCCUCAUCCCCUUCACCCUGUGGAUGGCCAGCUAAGAGGCCAGAACAAACCCAGAGACUCUGUUCCUGAAGACGGAAAACAUCUGGCCUUUAACUAGACCGUUUGGGUUUUAGAGACGGAAACUGUCGCCCUGUCUGAUUGAUCUGGAAGUGAAAACAUUUUCUGCUACUUUGGACACUUUGAUAUUAUGGUUUCUUCUGUUAUUGUUUUUAUUUUCUCUCCUGCUGAAUAGAAACUUCAUUUGAUGAUUAUCAGCCAAUCAGGAGACAGAAAGGAACCAAAACAGCCGACUGAACAUUUUAGUUCAGAUUUUAAAGAUUUCUUCACAGAUAAAAAUCUCACGUUGACUCUGUUCUGGUUCUAAUUUUUAUCUUUGGCCGGUGGAUCUGUUUAAACAUUUGCUCUUCCCUCCAGUCUGCUCUUGUUCUUCAUCAUGUUUGGCUCCAUUUCUACUCAGUACGUCAGGAAUCUGUUUGGUUUUUGUUUCAGCGCUGUAACCUGGUGAAGAUGUAAAUAUUGUAAAUAUUCUUCUCGACCUGAUUGUUUCCUAACAGUCACAAACUUUUUUUUACCGUUUUAUAACUUGUUAUAUUGUGUUUUAAUGUGUAAAUAAAGGAAAUGGAAGGA